Callorhinchus milii (elephant shark) is the source of this 2277-nucleotide messenger RNA. RefSeq names its product methionine sulfoxide reductase A (gene msraa). Gene Ontology annotation, molecular function: peptide-methionine (S)-S-oxide reductase activity. NCBI's taxonomy places the organism in Eukaryota, Metazoa, Chordata, Chondrichthyes, Chimaeriformes, Callorhinchidae. The record is from RefSeq and is a predicted model, not a curated record. The transcript is spliced from 6 exons. The coding region runs from base 167 to 751 and encodes 194 amino acids. Gene Ontology annotation, biological process: cellular response to oxidative stress. Gene Ontology annotation, cellular component: cytoplasm.
UUGCUUUACCCUGUGACUGUUUUCCGUUUUCAAAGUGUAAGAUUUCUUUCACUGUAGGGGAACGUGCCGACUUGGUUAUACUGAUUGAUUUUUUUUUAUUGGCUGCGUACAUUCACGGAGGCAGGUCAGACAGCUUGGAUGGAUUUCAGAGGCGCUGUGUGGGAAGAUGGCGAUGGAUUAUUACAGACAGGCAACACAUCACGUCAAUGGAAAUAGGAUUGUCGAACCGUUCCCUGAAGGUGUACAGAUGGCCAUGUUUGGCAUGGGCUGUUUCUGGGGUGCUGAGAAAAAGUUCUGGGCGCAGAGUGGUGUCUCUUCAACUCAGGUUGGAUACGCAGGUGGAUAUACUCCAAACCCCACCACCAAAGAAGUUGCUACAGGGAUGACUGGCCACACAGAAGUAGUGCGUGUUGUGUACCAUCCAGAAAAAAUCUGCUUUGAGAAGCUGCUGAAAGUCUUCUGGGAGAACCAUGACCCAACACAGGGUAUGUGCCAAGGAAAUGAUGUUGGCACCCAGUACCGCUCAGCCAUUUACACAUAUACACAGGAGCAGAUGGCUCAAGCUCUGAAAUCCAAAGAGGCCUAUCAGAAGGAAUUGGAUCGGGGUUUUCAUGGUGAAAUCACAACUGAAAUCCUGAAGGCUCGUGACUUCUAUUAUGCCGAAGAUUACCACCAGCAGUACUUAGCUAAGAACCCACAUGGUUACUGUGGGCUCGGUGGCACUGGAGUAUCUUGCCCUAUUGACCCUUAGGAUGAGAGAGACUGAAAUGCCUGAGUUUAUAUUCUUUAAUCGGUUCCACAUGAAAUUGCUAAAAUACAAAAAUCGGCAACUAAUUUUUCUUGCCUUGAAGUUUUAGCGUAAAUCCAAUCUUCACUGCAAAUCAAUCGCAAUAGAAAAAAACAUUUAAAUAAGUUACCAGUGGUUUGUUCAUCUCCUGAUUUCAGCAUUCACGUUGAUUUUAAAAAUAACCGAAUUUUGAUCCCCUGAAAAUAUAUUAUUCUUUCUAUUGGAUCUAGGCUCUGGUAUUUUAGGAUGGGAUUUCUUAAUAAGGAAUCUGAGUCACACCAAUGGGGAUUCCUUCCGAUAACUGGUGUGCAUGACAUGACACCACAACACUACAGCACAAACUACUUUCGGAGUAGAAUUCCCAAUGGGCAAUAGGAAUUCUAAUGGAAGUAUUCCCACUGCAAUACCGCGUAAUGUACCUCAAAGUUUCUUUUUGUCACCACAAGUAAAGAUGGGGAGCGAAAUACAGUCCAUCUUCUUAGAUGAUUUGAAGCUCAUGGUUAUGUUGUCUAAUUAAUACAAUGGUUAAGGUGCAGCUUAUAUGUGUUUGAUCCUCUCUUUCAUAUUGGUGUAUUAGGAUUAUGUCUGUGUGCAGGAAUACAAUCACCUUGUAUGUCAUAGAUGUUACACAAAGCUUAAAGGAUCUAUCUCUAAAAGAGGGACGAGGAACUGGUAGGAACAAAGGUUGCAGUAAAUUAUAGUGUAAACGUCUGUCAACUCAACUCCACAAAUAUAUAACAAAGAACAAAAUUUGUCCUUCAGAGCUGAGGCCACUGUACCCCUUAACCAAUGUCUAAAUGCAUGUGAUAUUGUGAAACAACAUGCAGAAUUGGUUUGGAUUUCACUAUUAAAAAUAUAAAGACGGCUUAAUUUCAUUUUAAAGUUUAAAGGUUUCUCUUUGCACUUGAGGAGCCGAAAGGCCCUUUUCACAUCCCAUCUUCUCUUAGACUUGUGAGGGAGAACUUAAGAAGGUUAGUAAGUACAGAAAGCUCCCUCUUUGACUCAGUAUGACGUUGCCUCCCUUUGCUGCCUCUGCCCAUUUCAUAGUGAUGUGCAGCCACCAGUGCUGAAUGAUUUGAGUGUCACCAAAUUGCAUCAAUGCUGUGGACUGUGAUCCUAAUGUAAUAUUAUAGCUACACUUUGUUCAUAAAAUUUGUCCUGCUGGGUUCCACAACAUGUUAUGAAAGUGCCUUCUUUUAACUGAGUACAUUUGUUAGACUUGAAGUUUAUAGGAAAAUAAUUUUGUACGUUUAGAGCUAUAGAUUUGUUCAGUAUAGAAAAGGCCCAUUGGCCCAUUCAUUGUGUCUGUGUUUUGUUCUUUUAAAGAACCACCCCCUGCCUUUUCCCUGUACCCCUUUUCUUUCCUGUUAUCAUAGAACACAAUUCUUACUUAAUAAAACCCAAUUCGGUACAAACGUGGAAUAUGCCAAUACCAUUUAUCUGUAUUUCGUUUUAAGAAUGUUCAGAUCGAAUAAAAAAUAAAGACCUUU